Molecule: messenger RNA, 1014 nt
Organism: Neohortaea acidophila
Lineage: Eukaryota; Fungi; Ascomycota; Dothideomycetes; Mycosphaerellales; Teratosphaeriaceae
Product: mitochondrial carrier domain-containing protein
Exons: 3
Coding region: 1-1014 (337 amino acids)
Biological process (GO): transmembrane transport
Molecular function (GO): oxoglutarate:malate antiporter activity
Source: RefSeq, a predicted model, not a curated record
AUGGACGUCGCGAAGCAAAAGGCCGAAGAGGCCAAGAAGACGGCUCAAGAGGCGGUGGACAAGUCCAAGGAGCUUGCCGCCAAAGCGCAGGACGACCCCAAGGCCGCCACAAAGGACUUCCUCCACACCCCGUUCAUGCGAGCCGCCCUACCCUUCAUCAAUGGAGGAGCCGCUGGGAUGUUCGCCACUUGCUGUAUCCAGCCCAUUGAUAUGAUCAAGGUGCGCUUGCAGCUUGCCGGCGAAGGUUCCAAAGGCGGACCCAAGCCCACACCCAUCAGUGUCACCAGAGAGGUCAUUGCCUCGGGGAGAGUGCUGGAUUUGUAUACCGGCUUGAGUGCAGGCAUUCUUCGGCAAGCCGUGUAUACCACCGCUCGCCUCGGCUUGUUCGAUACCUUCAUGAAGAGCUUAUCUGCUCGCGCAGAGGACGCGGGCCGCAAGGUCAACUUCUACGAACGUGCAGGCUCCGGUCUGACGGCAGGUGGUCUGGCCGCCUUCGUCGCCAACCCCGCCGAUCUGGCCUUGAUUCGCAUGCAGUCGGAUGGUCUCAAGCCCAAGGGAGAGCGUGCAAACUAUAGCAGUGUUGCCGAUGCUCUCCGGAGAAUUGCCAAGAGCGAAGGCAUUGGCGCAUGGUGGUCUGGUUGCUAUCCCACCGUCGUCCGCGCAAUGGCCCUUAAUUUCGGCCAACUCGCCUUCUUCUCCGAGGCCAAGAGCCAGCUAAAGGACACAUCCUUGAGCCCGAGAGCGCAGACACUGACCGCCUCCGCCGUUGCCGGCUUCUUCGCUUCCUUCUUCUCGCUCCCCUUCGACUUCGUCAAGACCAGGCUGCAGAAGCAGCAGCGGGGCCCUGAUGGAAAAUUACCCUACAACGGCAUGGUUCAUGCGUUCGGAAGGGUGAUCAAAGAGGAGGGGCCUCUACGGUUUUACCGUGGGUUCACGACGUACUAUGUCCGCAUCGCACCACACGCCAUGAUCACGCUCAUUAUCGCCGACUACCUGAAUUUCAUUACCAAGUAA